Manis javanica (Malayan pangolin) is the source of this 5411-nucleotide messenger RNA. RefSeq names its product small G protein signaling modulator 2 (gene SGSM2). Gene Ontology annotation, molecular function: GTPase activator activity. Gene Ontology annotation, biological process: activation of GTPase activity. The record is from RefSeq and is a predicted model, not a curated record. Lineage: Eukaryota; Metazoa; Chordata; Mammalia; Pholidota; Manidae.
GACCGCCUAGCAGGGAGUUUUAGAGAAACCACGGAGCUCUGGCCUUUCUCUCAACCAGGGAUUAACGCUGGCUUCCCUGCGGCCAGCCUCUAAACACAGGGAAUCCCUAUCCUUCCCAUUGGCAAAACGAGCGAGUAGAAAUUAGGGGGCGUCUAGUUGGGUUGAGGCCAGCUCUGGAGCGACCGACUUUCCCCUCAGUCGCGGGGUACCCGGUGCACCCCGCCUUCAGGCUCCGCCUGUGCUGGACAGGCAGCGAGUUCUCACAACGCCGGUUCGCGCCCUCGGGUCGGGAGCAUGCGUGCUGCCAUGACAGCGGUCGGCGUGGCGUGCGCCCCGGCCAGCCGCCCCCAGGCACGCGCAGCCUCCUCCCCGCCCCGACCCCCCCGUUGCUGAGCGCACUCCCCCACGCACCCAGCUGUGGGAAGGGGCCGGGCCAGCCGCCUGACGUCUGUGCGGGGCUCGGAAGAUGGCUGCGGAGCCGAGCACCGGGCAGUGGUUGCGGCGGCGGCUGCAGGCGGGGAGCGCGGCAGCCGGGGGCUCCGCCUUGCGCGUGGGGCGCUGAUCCGGGAGGCACCGAGGAGGCGAGGGCGCGCGGGGGGCUUCGGGGGCUGCUGGGCACCGUCUCCUAUCUUGCCGCCGCACCAUGGGCAGCGCGGAGGACGCAGUCAAAGAGAAACUGCUGUGGAACGUGAAAAAGGAGGUAAAGCAAAUCAUGGAGGAGGCUGUCACCAGGAAAUUUGUGCAUGAAGAUAGCAGCCACAUCAUUGCUCUGUGUGGUGCAGUGGAGGCUUGCCUCCUACAUCAGCUGAGACGCCGUGCCGCCGGUUUUCUGCGCAGUGACAAGAUGGCAGCCCUCUUCACCAAGGUGGGAAAGACUUGCCCAGUGGCUGGGGAGAUUUGCCACAAGGUACAGGAGCUGCAGCAGCAAGUAGAGGGCAGAAAACCCUCAGCGGGCAACCAAGAGGCCCUGUGGAGACAGGGCUCUGCCAGCGGGAAGGCCCCAGCCCUCAGCCUGCAGGCCUUGAAACACAUAUGGGUACGCACAGCACUGAUUGAGAAAGUGCUGGACAGGAUCGUGCAGUACCUGGUGGAGAAUUGCAGCAAAUACUACGAGAAAGAGGCGUUACUGGCAGACCGUGUGUUUGGCCCCAUCUUGGCCUCUCUUUUAGUGGGACCCUGUGCCUUGGAGUACACCAAGCUCAAGACAGCCGAUCACUACUGGACUGACCCCUCUGCUGAUGAGCUGGUCCAGAGGCACCGUAUCCGGGGUCCCCCUAAUCGCCCGGACUCCCCUGCAAAACGCCCAGCUCUAGGUAUUCGAAAGCGGCACUCGAGCGGAAGUGCAUCAGAGGACAGGCUAGCCGCCUGUGCCCGUGAGUAUGUGGAGUCCCUGCACCAGAACUCGAAGACGCGGCUGCUCUAUGGCAAGAACAAUGUGCUGGUGCAGCCGAAGGAGGACAUGGAGGCUGUCCCUGGCUACCUCUCCCUGCACCAGUCUGCAGAGAGUCUGACUCUGAAGUGGACUCCCAACCAGCUCAUGAAUGGAACUCUGGGGGACUCUGAGCUGGAAAAGAGCGUUUACUGGGACUAUGCCCUGGUGGUGCCCUUCAGUCAGAUCGUCUGCAUCCACUGCCACCAGCAAAAGAGCGGAGGCACACUCGUGCUUGUGAGCCAGGAUGGCAUCCAGAAGCCACCACUGCACUUCCCACAGGGAGGACACCUGCUGUCUUUUCUGUCCUGCCUGGAGAAUGGGCUUCUACCUCAAGGACAGCUGGAGCCCCCACUCUGGGCCCAACAGGGGAAGGGCAAGGUGUUCCCAAAGCUACGGAAACGCACCAGCAUGCGCUCCAUGGAUGUGGAAGAGAUGGGCACAGGGCGGGCUGCAGACUAUGUGUUCCGAAUCAUUUACCCCGGCCACAGACAUGAGCACAUCACUAUUAACUACCACCACCUGGCGGCCAGCCGCGCGGCCUCGGUGGACGAUGAGGAGGAAGAGGAGGAUAGACUACACGCGAUGCUCUCAAUGAUCUGCUCGCGGAACCUCACAGCUCCCAACCCGAUGAAAGAAAAACAAGUGUUUAUUCCAUUGCUGAUGGCAAGAUGGAGAGAACAGACACAACCAUUCAUGACACAAAGCAUUUUUUAUCACAUGCAGAAGACUAGGUGGAGGCUGGGAAGUGUCAGGCACCUUUCUGUCCACCAUUUCCAUCUCAGCUCUGAACGAGAUGCUGGUGACGUGAUUGAGAUGCAGGGCUUUGGGUCCAGCCUGCCAGCCUGGCACCUGGAACCUGUGUGCAGCCAGGGAUCCUUCUGCCUUUCCUGUUCUACCAACAGCUCCCCAUAUACAACCCCCUGCCAUUGCAACUGUGUCCCUGACCGGUUGCCCCUCAGGCUACUGUGUGAGAGCAUGAAGAGGCAGAUCGUGUCCCGGGCCUUCUACGGCUGGCUGGCCUACUGCCGCCACCUAUCCACGGUGCGGACCCACCUGUCAGCACUGGUACAUCACAACAUCAUUCCACCUGCCCGGCCCCCGGGGGCCUCAAGGGGCCUCAACAAGGACGUGUGGAGCAAGUACCAGAAGGAUGAAAAGAACUACAAGGAGCUGGAGCUGCUGAGGCAAGUUUACUAUGGAGGUGUGGAGCAUGAGAUUCGUAAGGAUGUCUGGCCCUUUCUGCUUGGCCACUACAAGUUUGGCAUGAGCAAGAAGGAGAUGGAGCAGGUGGACUCCGCAGUGGCAGCGAGGUUCCAGCAGGUGUUGGCAGAGUGGAAGGCCUGCGAGGAGGUGGUGAGGCAGCGGGAGCGGGACGCUCACCCAGCCACGCUUGCCAAGUUCUCCUCCGGCAGCAGCAUCGACAGCCACGUGCAGCGCCUCCUCCACCGAGAUUCCACCAUCAGCAACGAUGUAUUUGUCUCUGUGGAUGACCUAGAGCCCCCAAGGCUCCCGGGCCCUGAGGAUGCCAGGCCAGAGGCUGAGCAGGAACUGGGAGCAGGGCCUGCGGACACCACCAUAGUGGAGCAGCAGCAGUCAGUAGAGUUUGACUCUCCAGACUCAGGACUGCCUUCCUCUCGCAAUUACUCUGUGGCCUCGGGCAUCCAGUCAAGCAUAGAUGAGGGACAGAGCUUGGGCUUCGAGGAGGAAGACGGCGGUGGGGAGGAAGACUCCGACAGGCCAGUCCCUGUGCCCCACACUUUCUCUGAGCCCCAAGAUCCCAGCCAGGAGAAGGCCUCACAGGCCAGCGAGCUGGAAGCCAGAGAGGAGCUUGCAGCUGCCUAUACUAUAGAAUUACUGGACACUGUGGCCUUAAAUCUACACCGUAUAGACAAAGAUGUGCAGCGAUGUGACCGUAAUUACUGGUACUUCACGUCCCCCAACCUCGAGAGGCUCAGAGACAUCAUGUGCAGCUACGUGUGGGAACACCUGGACAUUGGUUAUGUGCAGGGCAUGUGUGACCUGCUGGCACCUCUUCUGGUCAUCCUCGACAAUGAUCAGCUGGCCUACAGCUGUUUCAGCCUCCUCAUGAAGAGGAUGAGCCAGAAUUUCCCCAAUGGGGGCGCUAUGGACAUCCACUUCGCCAACAUGCGCUCCCUCAUUCAGAUCCUGGACUCAGAGCUGUUUGAACUGAUGCAUCAGAAUGGAGACUACACCCACUUCUAUUUCUGUUACCGCUGGUUCCUGCUGGAUUUUAAGAGAGAGCUACUCUAUGAGGAUGUGUUUGCUGUGUGGGAGGUGAUCUGGGCGGCCCGGCACAUCUCAUCGGAGCACUUUGUCCUGUUCAUUGCCCUGGCUCUGGUGGAGGCCUACCGUGAGAUUAUCCGUGACAACAACAUGGACUUCACCGAUAUUAUCAAGUUCUUCAAUGUUAUCUAUGCUUCUCCCAGAACGGGCUGAGCAUCAUGACGCCCAGGAUAUCCUGCGGAUUGCCCGGGACCUCGUCCACAAGGUGCAGAUGCUCAUAGAGAACAAGUGAGGGCUGUGGCCAGAGGCAGCAGCCGGCCAGAGCCCAGUGGGGCCACCGCAGGGAGAAGUGCAGAGGCAGUUCAGCCAAGACUGCCCUGGCCCCAGUGGCCCUGCCUGCCCCACUGUGUUGUCGACAAAGUGCUUGUGAGCCUGGGAUCUGACUCCGGGCAGUGAUGGCCCCACAGGGCAGGUCAGGGACCAGGAUGCCCUCAGGCCUCAGGGAGCAGCUGCCUUGGGGGACACCUGUUGUGCUCCCCUCUCUAACACUUAGGAAUAAUCCCACUGCCACCUGCAGCCUCAGCCUGGCCUGCUCCCUUUGGCCUCUCCCGGGUCAGUCUGGGGCCCAGGCGACUACAGCCCUGGCGAGGGUCAUGCGGGCAAGGAGAUUCUGUGCUGUCCCUCUUCUGUGAGUCCUUUUGCUGGUAUACCCAGCCUCAGCUGGAGCAGCCAGAACAGCUGCUGGAUUGGGUGUGUGUCCUGGGUGCAGGAGGCCCGGGCUGCCUUCCAGGCCCUCCACUGAGACUGUGAGGCAGUCGUAAGAUGUGGGCCCUGGGCAGGAGCAGCUCACUGGGUAGGAACACUGCUACCGCCUUGGCCACCUGAGGUGACCCUGUGCCCUGCCCCAGCCUAUACAGCACACCCACAUGCAUCUGCACAGUCUCUCUCACCAUCCUGCUCUUGCUUUAUGCAUUAAAUGCAGCCCUGAAAACUGUAUAAAUGGCGCUUUGCCAACUGGGUGGUCUAGAAUGUGGUGGGAGCAUUUGUUCUUCAUGGGAGAAUCAGUCCCAUGCUGAUUUUUUAGGGAGGCAGUCCUGUCACAGCCCCCCUCAGGAACGGGCCCCAGAGCUGUGGGGCAGCCCACCACCUAUCCCAGGCAUCUCCUGAGUCCCUGAGGCUGGGGUGAGGACAGUGCAUGGGUCUCCCGUUUGUCCCUGAUGAGAAGCGGGGCCAGCUUUGCCUACCACAUGCUUCCCAGCAUGCUGAGGGGCCUAGAGACCCAGAACCCCCCUUGGAGGAGCCUUGCUCACUGGGGUGCUAGAAAGGGCCCAGUUCUUGACACCAGGCCUAGGCACAUUGCUUGCUCUGUCAUUCCUAUUUCCCUUCCACCACUGAACACAUGCAAGCUAGGCCUUGUACUGCCACAGGGGCUGGGGCCUGCCCAGCAGUCGCUAAGGUCUGGAAACCUGCAUUUGAGAAACAUGUAAAAGGCCCCAGCAGCCCCUCUGCAUCCAGCAGUCUCCCCAGACCACCCCUACCCUGGGCAACACAUGGCCUCUUGUGGGCCAGCCCGCCCCAAUCAUCUGUGAGUCCUUGGCCUCCACCAAGCACGGUGGCCAUUGUGUGCCUGCCUUAGUGACUCAGUGGUUUUGUGAGAAGCACAGUGUGUAUGUUUUUUGGCUCAGAAACUAUAAUUUUCAGUGUAACAGACCAAUAAACACAGCAUUUGGCAAUG